AUGAGGAAAUUCUUCAGAGAGGUUAUAGACACCGCCGUUGAGACUCUAUCACCGGAGCGUCCGUCUUCAUCUUCAUCGUCUAGACAUCGCCGACAUCGAAGGGACAGCGAUCAUCACCACCAUCUUCGAAGGGACAGCAGCUGUCGCCAGAAACGAAAUCUCAGGGAGAGCGACGAGCGACAUCCUAAUGCAUUGCGUUACCAUGGGCAGCGUUCACGCCCACGAUACGAUGAUGACGAUGAAUAUGAUGAUGAGUACGAACGAGAACGGGACAGAACGCGCAGUAGUGGUAGCAGUAGAUACGACUACGACGAUAGGAGUACUCGAGAUCGAGAUCGAGAACGGCGAUAUUCACCACAGCGGGAACGGGAACGGGAGCGAGAGCGUGAAUGGGAUCGAUAUGAAGAUAGAGAUAUGGCACGAGACCGAGACAGGGCCUCGUACCGACACAGGUAUCCCUCACCGUCUCCCUCACCGUCACCGUUACCUUCACCAUCUCCUUCCCCUCGUCCCGUUCAAAACCCACGCACUGACCCGCGCUCCCCUCUAUCACGAACCUUCAACGACGACCCACGAUUCCGUGAGGGUGAUGAAGUCGUAGAAGAAACCAAUCGAGAAUCAUCUCGGUCUCAAGGUUGGGUGCGUGAUGCUGGGGUACGGUAUGUGAGAGAUCGACAUGGAAAUCCUGUGCGAAGAACGAGUUAUGUAGAUGAGUAUAUUAGACGGGAGGACGGGGUUGAGUAUGAUGAGUAUGAUGAUGGGAGGAAUUAUAGUGGUGGGAGAUAUAGGGACGGGUUUAAGGGCACAACUCCUGGUCCUGGUCCUGCUGGAGGUUAUACAGGGCGGCCCGGAGGCGCGAGCGCGGGACGGGAUGGAAGGGAUUCGGAUUCUCGUGAGGAUUUGUCGAAUAUUGCAAUCCCGAAGGAGCCAGGUAGGGUAUUGGGGGAAGUGGAGGACAGUGAAUCAGGUUCUUGA
Exophiala mesophila is the source of this 975-nucleotide messenger RNA. RefSeq lists its product as uncharacterized. The record is from RefSeq and is a predicted model, not a curated record. Bases 1 to 975 code for a protein of 324 amino acids. NCBI's taxonomy places the organism in Eukaryota, Fungi, Ascomycota, Eurotiomycetes, Chaetothyriales, Herpotrichiellaceae. The transcript has a single exon.